CCACCGAAAUAGCCCGACAGCCGGCUGAGCAGAUUUUGCGUACUGACUUAAGGUGUAAGCUUCAACAAUCUGUUCAUAAAGGAUAUGGAUGGAUAUACGGAUCCGAUUUCAUUAUGGGAGAGGCGAUCUGGCGCGGGGAUUAUUUGCAGAAAAGCAUGGACUUUCCACUUGUUUACACUCGCUGGCUAAAGACUAGGCAUACAUUGGAUUUUAUUCGUUUACUUUUGUCGUUAUCGAGUUAAGGUGUUUGAUCAGCUGCAAAACGGUAAUGUUAGUUAGGCUACUCGUGGAAACCAAUUCAAUUUUUAGUAAAAGUUCUCAAUUGCACAGGUAAUUUACACUGAUUUUGAUGCGACCUGUUUUCCGUUGUGCUGGGUCGUGGCGCUGUUUACACGCAGCUGGUCUUCACCAAGACGCGCUCUCUGCCGCAGAUGUAAAAACGUGUGCCUAAUUCAGUAUAAACACAUGAACCGUGUUAUUUGUGCGUCAGUAAAAAAAAACAGAUGGAGUUGAACUUUUUCCUGGUGGUACUCGCCGCGGUUUUCCGCCCCAGUGAAGGCUACGCCAUCCUAAACUCGGUCUCCUGGGCUGUCACGAACGAUGUUGAGGGAGAACUGGAGGCUAACUCAAACGAAGAGGCGGCUCCGGCUCUCCUCGUAGACGCGGGCAGCAUUUGGAAACAGGCUUUCCCGGCCUCCGUCUAUGACAACGAUGCGGAAAAACGCCCCGAGCCGCUGCUGGAGACCAAAGACCUUAAGCAAGCAUUGGCGGCUCCCAGAAUGUUUUCGUAUCGGAUGGAGGGGAUGAAACGGACCGCAGGCGCUCCGCCCCCGCCCGAGGAAACGGCGAGAACGGCUCGAUACCUGGCUCAUAACAGCGAUUGGGGCUUCCUCGCCACCAUCUCCACAUUGGACACGAUUAAAGGUGUACCUUUCGGGAAAAUCUUCUCCGUCAGCGACGGCCCCUCCGACAACAGCACAGGGGUGCCGUACUUCUACGUCAGUGAGAUGGACAACACCGUGAUUGACCUGAGGAGCAACCCUUUCGCCUCCCUCACUUUCUCCGACAUGCAGGGAAUCAGCAGGGAGAAGGCUCCUUACCUGGAUGACCCCCGGAGUGCCAGGCUCACACUGACAGGGCAGGUGAUGGACGUGGGAAGGGAGGAAGCGGAGUUUGCCAAAGAAGCCAUGUUCUCAAGACACCCAGCGAUGAGGAAGUGGCCGGUGGAACACAGGUGGUUCUUCAUGAAGCUGAGCCUGGAGCAGGUGUGGCUGCAGAACUGGGUGGGCGGGGUUUCGCAGGUUCCCCUGCACGAGUACCUAAAAGCCGCGCCCCUCUGACUGCGGCCCCGUCGCCCAGCUCCCGGGGAGCAACGUCUGCUGUAGCUGGGGCGGUUCCCCUCUGUCUCCAGCUCACCUUCAUAUUCAGGAGUUCAGCCGCAUGUCCGUCACACACAAUCACUAUUGCACUCACACACAUACAGACACAUAGAUCACAGCCAAUCACGAUUGUACUCACACACAUACAGACACAUACAUCACAGCCAAUCACUGUUGCACUCGCACACAUACAAA
Messenger RNA from Anguilla anguilla (European eel), 1574 nucleotides. It is a transcript of the gene creg2, whose product is annotated as cellular repressor of E1A-stimulated genes 2. Lineage: Eukaryota; Metazoa; Chordata; Actinopteri; Anguilliformes; Anguillidae. The coding region runs from base 504 to 1340 and encodes 278 amino acids. The transcript has 4 exons. The record is from RefSeq and is a predicted model, not a curated record.